This is a messenger RNA of Thamnophis elegans (Western terrestrial garter snake), 1590 nucleotides long. RefSeq names its product zinc finger protein 271-like. NCBI's taxonomy places the organism in Eukaryota, Metazoa, Chordata, Lepidosauria, Squamata, Natricidae. The record is from RefSeq and is a predicted model, not a curated record. The transcript is spliced from 4 exons. The coding region runs from base 1 to 1590 and encodes 529 amino acids.
AUGCCAAGUCGAAAUGGCUGUGCUGAGAACCAAAAGUCUGCCCAGUGCCAUCACUGUGGCAAAAGCUUCAGAAAGCAGGCCACCUUAAGGAUACACCAGAGGACUCACACUGGGGAGAAACCAUAUGAGUGUCUGGAGUGUGGGAAAAAAUUCAGUCAAAAUUCCCAUCUGGUGAGCCACCAUAGGAUUCACACUGGGGAGAAACUCUAUGAAUGCCCGGAUUGUGGGAAAAGUUUCAGUCACAAUUCCGAUCUGGUGGUACAUCAAAGGACACACACAGGAGAGAAACCAUAUGAGUGUACAGACUGUGGCAAAGGUUUCAGUCACAGUUCCAACCUGGUGAUACACAAGAGGACUCACACUGGGGAGAAACCAUACAAGUGUCCAGAUUGUGGGAAAGGUUUCAGUCAGAAUUAUGCCCUGGUGAUACACCAAAGGAUUCACACUGGGGAAAAACCAUAUGAAUGUUUGGAUUGUGGGAAAAGUUUCAGUCAGAAUUCCCAUCUGGUGAGCCACCACAGGACACACACAGGGGAGAAACCAUAUGAAUGCCCAGAUUGUGGGAAAAGUUUCAAUCACAAGUCUGACCUGGUGGUACAUCAGAGGACUCACACAGGAGAGAAACCAUAUAAGUGCCCCAGCUGUGUACAAUGUUUCAGUCACAGUUCAAACCUAGUGAUACACAAGAGGACUCACACUGGGGAGAAACUGUAUGAAUGUCCCAAUUCUGGGAAAAGUUUCCGUCAUAAUUCUGAUUUGGUGUUACAUCAGAGAACACAAAUAGGAGAGAAACCAUGUGAGGAUCAGGAGUGUGGUAAAAUAGUCAGUCAGAAUUGCCACUUGGAGAACCACCAGAUGUCUCACACUAAGGAUAAACUAUAUGAGGAUCCAGAUUGUAGGAAAAAAAUCAGUCAGAAUUCUGACGUCGUGAUACACCAGAGGAUUCACACUGAAGAAAAAUUAUACAAGUGUUCAGAUUGUGGGGAAAAUUUCACUCGGGAUUCCCACCUGGUGAAACACACUCAGGAGGCACCAUAUAAGAGUCCAUAUUGUGAGAAAUGUUUCAUUCAAAAUUCCAAUCUUGUACAUCAAAAGAAACAUGUAAGAGAAAAAAUGUAUGAGUGUCAGAAAUGUGGCAAAAUCUUCAAGCACAAUUGCCACCUGGUGAUACACCAGAGGAGUCAUACUGGAGAGAAACCAUAUGACUGUCCAGAUUGUGGGAAAAGUUUCAGUCGGAAUUCUCACCUGGUGAUACACCAGAGAACACACACAGGAGAGAAACCAUAUGAGUGUCCAAAUUGUGGGAAAUGUUUCAGACAGAAUUAUGAUCUGGUAAUACACCAGAGGACUCACACUGGAGAGAAACCAUAUGAGUGUCCAAAUUGCAGGAAAUGUUUCCGUCGGAAUUCCCACCUGAAUUAUGAUCUGGUAAUACACCAGAGGACUCACACUGGAGAGAAACCAUAUGAGUGUCCAAAUUGCAGGAAAUGUUUCCGUCGGAAUUCCCACCUGGUGAUACACCAGAGGACUCACACGGGGAGAAACCAUACAAGUGUCUGGAAUAACUCACACUGGAGAAAAACCCUAUGA